AUGCCUGAGGAGAUUGGCUAUCUUGAUAAACUUGAGCAGCUACUAUUGGCAAACAAUAGCUUUACUGGAUCUAUACCUUCCAAAAUCUUCAACAUGUCAUCACUGAUAGGCUUGUAUCUUGAACAAAAUCACCUCUCCGGGAUAAUUCCAUCAAAUACGGGAUAUAACCUUCCUAGCUUGCAGUAUCUACAAUUGGAUCAUAACAAUUUUGUUGGAAAUAUUCCAAAUAGUAUAUUCAACUCUUCUAAUCUUAUUGUAUUUCAAUUGAGUGACAAUGCAUUCAGUGGAACUCUACCCAAUAUUGCUUUUGGAGAUUUAAGGCUCCUCAAAUCAUUUUACACAUAUGGCAACAAUUUGACAAUAGAAGAUUCUCAUCAAUUCUUUACUUCCUUGACGAAUUGUAGAUAUUUGAAAUAUCUUGACUUAUCAGGGAAUCAUGUACUACCCAAUCUUCCAAAGUCAAUUGGAAACAUAACUUCAGAAUACAUCAGGGCAAAAUCAUGUGGAAUUGGUGGUUAUAUUCCCCUAGAAGUUGGAAACAUGACCAACUUGCUAUAUUUUAAUCUGUAUGGCUGUUUCAAAGGGCUAGAGAAGCUUCAAGUAUUGUCUCUUGCUUACAAUGCACUCAAAGGAUCAUUCAUUGAUGAGCUCUGUCUAAUUAAGAGUUUAGGUGAGUUGUAUCUAGAAAAUAAUAAGCUUUCUGGUGUUUUACCAACAUGUUCGGGAAAUAUGACUUCUCUUAGAAAAUUGAACGUAGGAUCUAACAAUUUGAACUCUAAGAUACCUUCAUCUCUUUGGGGUCUCACUGAUAUAUUAAUGUUAGAUUUGUCCUCCAAUGCUUUUAUUGGUGAUUUUCCACCCGAUAUUGGGAAUUUGAGAGAACUUGUAAUAUUAGAUCUAUCAAGAAAUCAAAUUUCAAGCAACAUUCCUACAACCAUCAGUUCCUUACAAAAUUUGCAGAAUCUCUCCUUGGCUCAUAAUAAAUUGAAUGGGCCAAUUCCCACAUCACUUGGUAAAAUGAUAAGCUUAAUCUCCUUGGACUUGUCCCAAAAUAUGCUAACAGGUGCUGUUCCCAAAUCCUUAGAAUCACUUGUGUAUCUUCAAAACAUCAACUUCUCAUAUAAUAGAUUACAAGGAGAGAUUCCUGAUGGUGGACCUUUCAAGAACUGCACAGCUAUAUCUUUUAUGCAUAGUGGACCACUUUGUGGAAAUCUUCGCCUACAAGUACCACCUUGUGGCAAAAACAGAAUACUUAAAAGGAAAAGAAUUAAAAUUACUCUUGAAAGGGGUUUAUCAGCUUUAGGAGCUCUAAGAAGAAUAUCAUAUUAUGAACUUUUGCAAGCAACAAAUGGAUUCAAUGAGAGAAAAUUACUUGGAAGGGGGAGCUUUGGCUCUGUGUAUCAAGGGGAGCUUCCUGAUGGUGAGAUUAUUGCAGUCAAAGUAUUUGAUUUGCAAUCAGAGGCAAAAUCAAAGAGCUUUGAUGCAGAAUGCAAUGCAAUGAGAAAUCUACGACAUCGAAAUCUGGUAAAGAUUAUCAGUAGUUGCUCAAAUCUUGAUUUCAAAUCAUUGGUGAUGGAGUUCAUGUCAAAUGGAAGUGUAGACAGUUGGUUAUAUUCAAAUAACUAUUGUCUAAGUUUCUUGCAAAGGUUAAAUAUAAUGAUAGAUGCUGCAUCUUCAAUACCAGUGGUUCAUUGUGAUCUAAAGCCUUCCAAUGUCUUGUUGGAUGAAAAUAUGGUUGCACAUGUUAGCGAUUUUGGUAUUGCAAAGCUCAUGGAUGAAGGACAAUCUGAAACUCAUACACAAACUUUGGCUACUAUUGGAUACCUUGCACCAAAGUAUGGAUCUAAAGGAAUUGUUUCUGUCAAAGGAGAUGUGUACAGCUAUGGGAUUAUGCUAAUGGAAAUCUUCACAAGAAAAAGGCCAACAGAUGAUAUGUUUGUUGCAGAACUAAGCUUGAAGACAUGGAUCAGUGGAUCAUUGCCUAAUUCAAUUAUGGAGGUCAUGGAUUCAAAUUUAGUCCAAAUAACUGGGGACCAAAUUGAUGAUAUAUCGACUCACAUGUCAUCUAUUUUUAGUUUAGCCCUGAGUUGUUGUGAAGAUUCACCUGAAGCAAGAAUCAAUACGGCAGAUGUUAUUGCGUCGCUAAUCAAAAUCAAGGCUUUGGUUCUUGGCGCAAACAGGGUCUAG
This is a messenger RNA of Medicago truncatula (barrel medic), 2187 nucleotides long. Its product is annotated as receptor kinase-like protein Xa21. The coding region runs from base 1 to 2187 and encodes 728 amino acids. NCBI's taxonomy places the organism in Eukaryota, Viridiplantae, Streptophyta, Magnoliopsida, Fabales, Fabaceae. The record is from RefSeq and is a predicted model, not a curated record. Gene Ontology annotation, molecular function: protein kinase activity; ATP binding; protein binding. The transcript is spliced from 4 exons. Gene Ontology annotation, biological process: protein phosphorylation.